AUAUCUGGACUAUUGGCUGCAUGAAAUACAGCGAAAAUGGAUCCGGGGAAGCUUGAAAUACGAACCCACCCCCACAUGACUGUCCGCAAUGGAACAUUCCCAAACAAUCAUGGCGGACGGGGGUUAGGUAAAGAGCUGUGGUCCCGAGCUACAAGUCAAAAAGAGGAAAAGUCCUAAAACGGCUUCUUUGCUCGGUUCUGAGCGGGAAAUGGUGCGAUAGAGACGAUCUAGAGGUGUUGUAGAUCCGUUGUACGGGGUUGACACGGGGCCAUGGAGCGCAGACAGACGGCUACACCUGCCCACAGGGCCCGAUUGCGGCGACUAGUCGGCUCCGAGGAGGUCCGAGUCACGGACCGGGAGUUCAUGUCCAACUUACAGCGCAAACUGGAGCAAGAACGGGAGAUGAGGAUGAGGAAAGAAGAGCAAGCUCGUGCGAAGUUAGAACUAGAGCGACAGAGACGGGCGCGAAACUGGCACCCACCGCCCCCACCGCCCCCGCCACCUGGGCGGGGUGUGUCUGAGGAAACUGACACCCAACCAGGACAGGCCAGACAGCUUAAAGUCAAUCUGUCGUUAAACACAGCUGGUAUAACACCGCGAGAAAGGCCGUCAGAGAGUGGCGACAGCGGUAACGUUAGUACGACAAACACGGGUAGAACUCAGUACCGAUGGGAGGAAGGAGGCGCCAGGCCCAAACGGCGGACGCCAAGUGUGAGAGAAAUCGAAGAGUCAUACACCGUGCGACCACGUCGCUCCUCCCAGUCGGAAAACCGUAACCCGUCCGUUCGCAGGCCCGCGGGAACAAGCCAAGAGACACAAGCAUCACAGAGAGUGAUCAGUGGUACCUCACCAAGGAGGUCAAUAGUUCUGCGGGAAUCAGCCGAUGCUUCCACGCGAAGACCGCGUGUAGACUCCCAGGGUGAUGCCAGAAGCGAGUCUGACAACAGGAGAGGCGUGAGCACCCGUGACCAGCAGGAGGACAGGCUGUUGGACAGGCCACAGUCUGGACAGAGAACUGUCUUCUUCAGGACUCAGAACACGGCUCCAAGACGCACCUCAAGGAUGCUUGAGACGGACUCCAUAUCCUCAAGACAGGCCCAGGCUUCCUUAAACAAUGCUGUGUCCAGAACAAGAGGUGACACAGAGUCCCUCCCCAAUGUUACUAAUGGUGCGUCCCCGAGAAGACUGGUCACGCAAGGGUCGUUGUCUGCCCUAACGGAACGUGUCAAUGCGGUAAACUCUGGGGUGGUCUCGAGGAGAACUCCUGUCAAAUCCAGGGAAAUAGCUAGAGACAAUGCUGCAGUACCAGUGGCAGAGGCAGGAGGAGCUGUUGGGGUGCAGGCAUCCAAUGGGCAAACUAUAGAAAGAUCAAAUCGUGGAGUCUCGACCAGUGUCAUCGCUGCUACAGCGCCUGUCCCAUCCCCCCGCUCCCUCCUCGGUACUACCGCCCCCCGUCCCUCCUCACCCCCUCCCAAACCCCCCUCCAUCCACUCCCUGGGUAGCCAUGGUAACCAUGAUGAUGACUCGGAGCCUGAGGAUGAGGGCCCCUCCUGUAGGAUCUGUCAGAUGACAGAGGAGACAGUUGACAACAAGCUGAUCGAGCCGUGUGGUUGUGCUGGCAGUCUAAGAUACAUCCAUAAGGAGUGUCUGAAGCGGUGGAUGGAAACCCGACACAGGCAGGGCCACAAUGCGCGCAUCUGUGAGCUCUGUCACAAGGCUGUCACUAUAGAUGUGGGAGCUGAUCUAAGAGGGCCAGACCCCAGGCUUAGACUGGAGCAGGCAGAGAGGAACAUGAUGCAGUCUGGCCUGUAUAUCCUGAUGUUACUGCAGCUGUGUGAGCGCAGACUGAGUCAGCUGGUGGACAUGAUGGAGAACCCACCCCCACCGGGUGGAGCGCAGGCGGCUGCGGCUGCUGCAGCUGCUGCGGGUGCUGCAGGUGCCAUGGGGGUGGAGCAUCCGCUGGCCGUCGAGCAGCGCCAGUACAUGAUGGACAGGCUCAUGCAGCUCAGGCACGGCAUUGCCCUGUUGACCGCCAUGGAGGUGAAUGACAGCAGCGACGAGAACGACAACGAGAGCUACAUGUCCCGCAACGACAUCCGUCGGAUGGGUGAGGCACUCGCACGGGAGCGGUCCCAGCCACGCGACAGGAACAGAAGGGGCGGGGCCGGGAGGGGCGGGGCCGGGUUGUCAUAGCAACAGUUGUCAGGGUUGCCAUAGAACCUAUUUGCUGGGUAUCACAUCAGUGUUCAAAGUAGAUGCCGUGGGAACAUGAGGGGUGGGGCUGAGCUUUCAUAGUAAAUGUCUUCAUAGUAAACAAAAAACACGUGACUGGGUCUCACGUCAGUGAUUAGUGUGGAUAUCAUUCACAAGUUAAAAGCAAGAAGAAAGAAAGAAACUUAUAGUUUUGGUAACUUGUCAUGGUUGUUGUAGAACACAUGGCUGCUUCUCACAUCAGUAUUGAUAGUGUAUGUCAUACAGCUUAACUCAAAAGCAACAUAAAAGAGGCAGAAGAGCAUAAUUUUGGAAACUUACUGUUUGUCAUUGUCAUUGCACCUGCUGCCAUAGUUACUGAAGGGUUGGGUCUUCAUCAUCAUCAUCAUAUCAUCAUCAUUGCUAACAGUGUGACUUUUGCAAAGAGAAGACUCCGUCCAUGUAACUUCACGACUUGUACAGAAAAUAGAGAAAUGUGUUUACAAAGAGGCAUAGUAUUUUGUUGUAUGAUAUGCAUAAGUAGUAAAGUAGUAAUAGUAUUUUGCUGGUAUCGUUCAUAGUAUCCCUCACAACAAGUGGCCAGCCAUACUUAAGGAGGCAUCACAGAGAACCACGUCAUAUGAUGUGUGCGAUAUCUCCGGAUCCAUAGCAAAUUGAUAUGCUCAUAACUUGAAGCACAGUGAUGAUGUAAUGAUAGAAGAAAGGUUUACUUUUCUAGGAACGACUUGUUAGAUGGUUUUAUAAGGUGUUAACACAGUACGGAGUUGUAGAAUAUGUUGACUAAUGUGGGCAUAUUAAGCUACGGUUACACAGAACCAGUAAACGACUGACUCCCUACUAUACACCUGAAUAGCCAACCUAUUCAGACCUCCCAUCCACAGCCAAUGUUUUGAAACAUACAGGACUGAACCAACCAUUGGCCCAAUUGUGGUAGAAGGUCAGGACGGCUAAUGUCUAUGUAUGUGUAACCUGAGCUUAAGUACAUGCACAUGAAAAAAAACUAUCAUGAUCUCUGUGGAAUUUCUUUUACCUGCCAGGUGUAGUCUUCCAUUUCUUAUCUGAUUUGAAACUUUGAUGUUAGACCAUUUAAGAAAUUUUCGAAUUCUAUGUUUGAUAUCCUUGUGUCUACAUUCAAUUUGUUAUUUUUUAUGUCUCUUUGUAUGUUUAAGGAAAAUAAAUAAAUUAUGUUGAAAUAGAUACACCAUAUUGCGUGACAACAUUUUAGUCAUCUUGAAAAUAUGCAAAAGUUUAUGAGUAUUAGUAGCCGUCCAUGCCUCGAAAACAAUUUUAUUACAUAAAAUUUUCCUCUAUGGUAUCAGAAGUGGAUAUCUUUUGAAUAAAGAUGCUUUUAUAUAC
Branchiostoma floridae (Florida lancelet) is the source of this 3567-nucleotide messenger RNA. RefSeq names its product E3 ubiquitin-protein ligase MARCHF7-like. Lineage: Eukaryota; Metazoa; Chordata; Leptocardii; Amphioxiformes; Branchiostomatidae. Bases 271 to 2193 code for a protein of 640 amino acids. The record is from RefSeq and is a predicted model, not a curated record. Gene Ontology annotation, molecular function: zinc ion binding. The transcript has 7 exons.